UAUCAAUGGAUUCGGUAAAAAGGCGUUCGGUGCGUUUCUGGUCCGAGAGGAUUCUUGUUUCACUGCGAGGGGAGCACGGGCACCCAAUGCUGCCCUAUCCCCACAAAAAAGCUAGUGAUUGAGCAGCAAAGCAUGGAGCAGCAAGAUGUUUAAUGUGCACAUUAAAUGCGUUUGUUUCACAUUUUCGAUAAUAAACAUCAUAUAGCUAUGGACUGAAGUUCGACAAGGUGAUGGUCAGACCAACCACCUCCCAAGUUCAGUCGUGCAUUGCACCAUCACCAUUUCACAUGGUUUAGCAGUUAACACCGACGUGUUGCAGCGUCAUCAGUCCGUCUGCAACCGACGAAAUGCAGCUGUUACAUAACUGCGGUCUCUGAUGUAAUGCGACGACCGACCUCCACCCCCUCGCUGGCAGAAUUCAGGAAUAAGACAGAGUCCGUACUGCAUACUAUACUAUGUCGGGUCCAUAGCCGCUGCCCGCUAAGCUUUAGCCACCGUCCACCGCCGCCGCGCCGCCGCGCCGGCCGCCGGCCGUCGUCGAACCGGCGCAAUGCAAAGCGGAAACCGGAUGGGGAUGAAAACAACACAUCCCCAGUAGCCCCCAACACUCGGGACCGCUCCGGUAACCUAUCGGCAUUUCUAGUUGGAUCGAUGCAGUUUUAGCAUCUGACGUCACAUAACCGCCAAUCAGCGCCUCGCUCUUGAUGACGUCAUAGCCGCUCAGCCAAUGAGCAGCGCCGCGCCGCCCGGCAGAAACCGAGUCGGUUCGAGAAAAAGAUCAUUCCACACGGUACCAGAAGCCUCGUCCGGACGGGUUGAAAGUUUAUAUUUGAGAGCUCCGUGCGGUCGGACAUCAGUCGAAAAUCGGACAUCACGAGACGAUGGGACGCUCACGCUGUGCGCAACUGCCGACACGUGAAUUUUCGCCGUUCGUGAAGCACGCUAUGGCCGACAACAUGUCUUUCUGGCUGGGCCCGUGGAUGGGAUUCCCUCUUCUCGCCGAGCUGGCCGAGCCGCGCGCCGUCGAAAAGCCCGAGAAGCCCGACAAGUUCCAGGUCUCGAUGCACCUGGGUCACUACAAGCCGGACGAGGUGGUCGUCAAAGUCGCCGACGGAACCAUCACGGUACGAGCUGAGCACGAGGAGAAACACCCGGACGGCUACUCGUUCAGCCGGACAGUGCGACAGUUCACAGCGCCCGAGGACGCCUGCAUCGACAAGCUGACCUCCCAGCUGACCCCGUCGGGUCACCUGAAGCUGGAGGCGCCGCUGGCCCAGGAGCGCCGCAGCACUGCUAGGACGAUCCCGAUCGAGAUCGAAGGACCUCGGGAGGAGAAGAAGGACGGGCCGCCGCUGCGAAUCACCUACGACUCUGUCGGCAACGCUGCAAACGGAGACUGCAAGAAGUAGGUAGGGGUGGUCGCAGGACUGUCUCGCACCGACUGUGGGAACCAGAACAUUGCCUGGCGGCGACUGUGCUGUGUGAGGCGUUUAUCUAGCCCCGUGACGGGUCGGCCAGUGUCUGGAGGUCGGUGGAGCGUUUGGCGAAAGCCGUGAGUACUCGUGCUGUGAGCUGGGAAGUGUGGUUUGCCCGUCUAUGUAAUCUUGCCGGGACAUUUGUAGAUCAAGAUUGUUUCCCUACCAAUGCUCGAUCGAUGUCUGUAUUAGGGGAGUACACUUUGCCCGGCUAAAGGCUAGCCUUUUGCUGAUUUUUUCUCUGAUUGUGACUGCGGGCGGACGCCUUUCUAGUUUUGUUUUUGAGCCUUGCUUUGUGAUUGGUGUAAAUAAACGACCGAUGCUGAAAA
Molecule: messenger RNA, 1804 nt
Organism: Amphibalanus amphitrite
Lineage: Eukaryota; Metazoa; Arthropoda; Thecostraca; Balanomorpha; Balanidae
Product: heat shock protein beta-1-like
Exons: 1
Coding region: 882-1409 (175 amino acids)
Biological process (GO): protein refolding; response to heat
Molecular function (GO): protein folding chaperone
Source: RefSeq, a predicted model, not a curated record